AUGGACUACGAUUUUUCCAAUAAAGUGGUGCUAGUUACUGGCGCAAGUGUCGGUAUAGGCGAAUCCAUAGCUCUCCUGUUCGCUAAACUUGGCGCGAAGCUGUCGCUGGUGGGAAGAAAUGAAGCUAACUUGCGAGCAGUCGCGGCCGAGUGUGAGAAGCAGAAGGGCGUGAAACCGCUGGCGAUUGUCGCAGAUUUGGGUACUAAUGAAGGAGUCGAAAAGACUGCAAAGGACACCUUAGAUCAUUUUGGACGACUGGACAUUCUUAUUAACAACGCAGCCAUUGGUGUCUCAACAUGGCUCCUGCACGAGACAGACAUGCAGGUGUUCGACGAUGUGUUCAGGAUCAACGUGAGGGGAGUGUACUACCUCACUAAGCUACUGGCCCCCGCCCUCGUCGAGACCAAGGGCAAUAUUGUCAACAUCUCCAGCAUUGUGGCCACAAUGGUGUCUGUGGGCAGUCUGCCGUACAGCAUGACCAAGGCUGCUCUAGACCACUUCACCCGUCUGAUAUCUCUGGAGCUGGCUCCUAAGGGUGUCCGAGUCAACACAGUCAGUCCUGGAGUUACUGUAUCAGAAUUCGUGAAACGUAUCACCGGAUUUACAGAGGAGCAGUACAAAGAAUGGUUAAUCAAGUUUAGUAAGAAGAUCCCCAUGGGAGAGCCAUGUACAGGAGAUGACAUAGCUCGCAUGGUCGUGCACAUCGCCAGUGACCACAGCAGACUGGUCACAGGGACUGUCGUGGAGGUAGACGGAGCGUACAAGUUCAACGGCUCGACACAAACUCCAUUGUUUGACGAAUAA
Molecule: messenger RNA, 804 nt
Organism: Spodoptera littoralis (African cotton leafworm)
Lineage: Eukaryota; Metazoa; Arthropoda; Insecta; Lepidoptera; Noctuidae
Source: the annotation of a GenBank genome assembly